This is a messenger RNA of Siniperca chuatsi (mandarin fish), 6855 nucleotides long. RefSeq names its product synaptic vesicle glycoprotein 2A (gene sv2a). The record is from RefSeq and is a predicted model, not a curated record. The transcript has 14 exons. NCBI's taxonomy places the organism in Eukaryota, Metazoa, Chordata, Actinopteri, Centrarchiformes, Sinipercidae. Gene Ontology annotation, biological process: transmembrane transport; chemical synaptic transmission. The coding region runs from base 776 to 2989 and encodes 737 amino acids. Gene Ontology annotation, molecular function: transmembrane transporter activity. Gene Ontology annotation, cellular component: membrane.
UAGCUCAGUUAGCCGUGCAACUAACUUAGCGGUCCUAUUAUACUGUGCACCAGAACCGGAGUCGGGCGAGCAUGCAACUGAACCGGGAUCAGCAGCCUGCCAGUGAACAAGGCCAGACCGGGACCGAACACAGCCUCCGAGACCGACGGAGGCCAGUUUGAGGACAGGGAAUUUAGCAUGGAGUUGAUUUACAGCCGCUCUCCGGAGGAGACGAAGACACGGCGCGUUCAGGCGGGGACAGGAGAGGGGUCAGGCGGGGACAGGAAAGGGGUCAAGCGGGAGGUCGGGCAUCAGAGAGGCAGGACAGCGUUUAGAGCCAGAAUACUUUUCAAAUCUGGAUUAAGGAUUUAUUUCGACCAAACCAGAGUUGACUGAGCCGGAUGGAGGAUGGAGACACUGGUGCCUGGAGAUAGGAGCCUUUUAGGCCAGCUGAUCAAUAGAUGACCCAAACAGACAAAAGCAGCUGAAAGCCUAAAGCAAGAUGAAAGGCCUCAUCUGAUCUGGCAGCUCCCGAUGACAAUCAGAUGACAGCUGGAGUGUCAGUGGAAAUCUGACUGAAAGCCCAGUGGAGGUGUUGCACACACAUGGGGCCAUGAAUGAGGAUUUGGUAUCCGAGCACACACUGGCCAAAGUCCAACAGCAGUGGAGCAGGGAGCUGUCCGUGGUGCUGAAUUCAUCAGCUAACAGAUAUCCCCAUUGCACACUCAUGUGCUUGGGCCGCUCCUGAUACUCUUAGCCUUCCUAGCAGCAACUGACCACCACCUCCACAUCCAAGAUGGAUGACGACGGGCGUUACAGAGACGGCCGCUCAGACUUUGUCCGCGGCGCCAAGGACAUUGCCAAAGUGGCCAAGAAACAGGUCGGCAAGAAGGUGGGGCGCGGCGUGGACAAAAUGGCCGACGAGUACACCAAGCGUUCCUAUAAACGCUUUGAGGAGGAAGAUGAUGAUGAAGACUACGGCGGUGUGCCAAGCAACGACGGCGGAUAUUACCGCAAUGACAGCCGGGCCAAUGAUGAUGAAGGUCACAGCGACUCCACUGAAGGACACGAUGAGGAUGAUGAGAUUUAUGAAGGCGAGUACCAGGGCAUCCCGAGGGCGGACUCGGGCAAGGCUGGCGACAUGGAUGGAGUGGCGGCCGCCCAGGCACAACAGUUCAGGGAUCUGUCAGCCUACAAGGAUGAGAGAAGGAAAGACCAGGAGGAGUUGGCCCAGCAGUACGAGACCAUCCUGCAGGAGUGUGGCCAUGGGAAGUUCCAGUGGACGCUCUACUUUGUCCUGGGGCUGGCGUUGAUGGCGGAUGGCGUGGAGAUCUUCGUGGUCGGCUUCGUGCUGCCCAGUGCAGAGAAGGACAUGUGUCUAUCUGAGCCCAACAAGGGAAUGCUGGGUCUGAUCGUCUACCUGGGGAUGAUGGUUGGGGCCUUCGUGUGGGGCGGCCUGGCUGAUCGGAUUGGCAGACGGCAGACCCUCCUCAUCUCCCUCUCCAUCAACAGCGUGUUUGCCUUCUUCUCGUCCUUUGUCCAGGGCUACGUCUCCUUCCUCUUCUGCCGCCUGGCCUCUGGUGUCGGUAUUGGCGGCUCCAUCCCCAUUGUGUUUUCCUAUUACUCUGAGUUCCUGGCCCAGGAGAAGCGAGGAGAGCAUCUGAGCUGGCUCUGCAUGUUCUGGAUGAUCGGUGGUAUCUACGCAUCUGCCAUGGCCUGGGCCAUCAUCCCACACUAUGGCUGGAGUUUCCAGAUGGGCUCGGCCUACCAAUUCCACAGCUGGCGUGUCUUUGUGUUGGUGUGCGCCUUCCCCUCUGUGGCGGCCAUCUGUGCCCUCACCACCAUGCCUGAGAGCCCCCGCUUCUACCUUGAGAAUGGGAAACACGAUGAGGCGUGGAUGAUUCUGAAACAGGUCCAUGACACCAACAUGAGGGCCAAGGGCUACCCAGAGAGGGUCUUCUCUGUGACCACCAUCAAAACAGUGAAGCAGAUGGAUGAACUGGUGAACCUGGGUGAAGGUGCUGCCUGGCAUGAGAAAUGGAGAACAAAGCUCACUUCAUUAUUCCAUCAGGUAUGGAGUAAUUUUCUGACUAUUUUCUCCCCCGAGUACCGCCGUACCACCUACAUGAUGAUGGCCGUGUGGUUCUCUAUGUCCUUCAGCUACUACGGUCUGACAGUGUGGUUCCCCGACAUGAUCAAGUACCUGCAGAAGCAGGAGUACUCCUCACGAACCAAGGUUUUCGUCAAGGAGAAAGUAGAACACAUCACCUUUAACUUCACCCUGGAAAACCAGAUCCAUCGCCAGGGAGAGUACUUCAAUGACAAGUUUAUGAACUUGAAAAUGAGGUCUAUGGUGUUUGAGGACUCGCUGUUUGAGGAGUGUUACUUUGAGGACAUCACCUCCAGCAACACCUUCUUCAAGAACUGCACCUUUGUUGCCACCCUCUUUUACAACACAGAUCUCUUCAAGUAUAGGUUAGUUAACUGCAAGCUCAUAAACAGCACUUUCCUGCACAACAAAGAGGGCUGCCUGCUCAGUGAUGUCAGUGAUGAGAACAAUGCCUACAUGGUCUACUUUGUCAGUUUCCUGGGCACCUUGGCUGUGUUGCCUGGUAACAUCGUCUCAGCGCUGCUCAUGGACAAGAUCGGACGGCUGAGGAUGCUAGCGGGCUCCAGUGUGAUCUCUUGCAUCAGCUGUUUCUUCCUGUCCUUUGGCAACAGUGAGUCAGCCAUGAUUGCUCUGCUCUGCCUGUUUGGGGGAAUCAGCAUUGCUUCUUGGAACGCCCUGGAUGUGCUGACCGUCGAGCUCUACCCCUCUGACAAGAGAACCACAGCAUUUGGCUUCCUCAAUGCCCUCUGUAAAUUAGCAGCUGUUUUAGGAAUAAGCAUCUUUACCUCGUUCGUUGGUAUCACCAAGGCUGUGCCCAUCCUCUUUGCCUCGGGGGCGCUGGCGGUGGGCAGUUUUCUGGCCCUCAAACUACCAGAGACGCGGGGCCAGGUGCUGCAAUAGUGUGGCACCAACAACUUUCCGGGGGGCAGAAGAGUUUUGGCCACACUGUGAAUGAACAGCUCAAGAGCCCUCCAAACCCUACCCUCUAACCCCUCCGUCAUAAUGAUAGAGUAAAGUUUGUGCACAUACUGUUAGACAACACAGAAGAGCGACACAGAUGUGCUGUAAAUAUUUGGGAUUAGUGAUUAUUUUAUAGGUACCCCUCCAUGCUAUUAAGAAUAGUGAAGCUGGGACAAAGGCCUGAAUAAACCUUGAGCUGAGACAAUUUCUUGAUGAUUGCUCAGAAUUGCUGCCGAAACGUGAGGCAAAAGUAAUAUUAACAUGUUCACUGACAGCAUGAAAUUUAAUUCCCCUGAAAUAUAAUAGUAAAUUUAGAUUCGGCCCCCCCAAUAUGACUACAAACACCUACUAUACACUUAGGGUUGGAGGUCAGGGGAUGGUGGCUCUUGAUAAAGAGCCAUGCAAAUAGACUCAUAGAAAUGACCACUAGCCAUUGUUGCAGAGUUCUCUGUAGUCACUUCCAUUCUUCUGAGCAAAUUCAACUCACCUGUCAAGUCUUGAGUACUUUGCCAUUGUUGGACAUAGAAUCAAAAAUGCAACAUUUUACGCUUUGAUUUUAAGCAUUUUUGACUUUGCUGGGUAAAACCAAGACACUCUUGGCUUUCUCUUAAACAAAGACCCGUCCUCAUUCUUUGUCUCCUGAGGUCUUGUGUUGGUGUACAGACUAACUGCCAUUUUAUAGCUUAUAGAACAUUCCAGGUUUGCUUUUGUUGUUGUUAGAAUGUGACGAGAUCAAUGGAGCCCCUUCCCUUUGUUUCUGAUCACCUCCGAACAGUUAUGAGAUCAUUCAAAUCAGUUAAUGGAUACGUUUCCUAUGCCAAGUGAAACUUUUGUGCAGUCAUGAUUGCCAUUUCAUCACAAAGAUGAAGCUGCAUUUAAAGCACAACCAUUUGCCAGUGUGAAUGUCCCUAACAUUUUCUUGACUUGUUGAAAAUGUUCAGGAUCUCACACUCAAUCAACAUAUUUCAAUCAUACGGUAUAUCCCUCUAUAAGAAAUGCCUUUUUAGUACCUCUCCUCCCAGACAUACAGUAUGUUUGUCUCUUAUAAAAAUAUGUUUUGGAGGGUGUUAUGCAUGUCACAAAGUAUGUAUGUAAAUUUAUGAAAAUUGAGAAUACAAUAUGUGAACAGCAUUGCAUUUGCUCAUUGAUUAGUCUGGCUUAAGUUACCUUAAAAUGUUGACUUUUUCUACCCACAAAAGACUGAUUGAUUGAUUCUGCUGUUGGUAGCAGUGAUACCAUGAACUUUGAUGAAUCUUAUCACACUCUUCUUAGAGCACACCCCACUGAAUGGUCUCAAAAUAAAAAUAUUUCUUUAUUAAUUUAAAUCAUACUAUCACAUGUGGAAGAAAAGUGGGUAAUCAAAAGGGUAAAAAAAAAGUUACACAAAAACUUUUAGUUUUUAUGGUUUCAGUGCAGGCAAAAAAUGUGUUAAGUGUGUAAGAGAUGACAUAUAAACUAAUAAUAUAAAUAUUAUUUGUGUGAGCUGAAUGUUUAUAUUAAUGUGAGCGUGCGUCUUAGUGCAAUAUUGAACCUCUGCAAUAUUGAGAUUUUAUUUUAUUUUUUAUGUCUUUCACCAUUUCAUUACUAUUUAGUUAACAUUUGGCAAACACUCUUCUGAUAUGUGAAAGGUUGUGGGUUAGCUGUCUUAUAUUGAUAAUGGAACAUGGUGUGAUAACAUACUGGACAUACUUAACCUGUUUUUUGCUCUUGGAUCAAGACAGGAUGGAAAAGUAGAAUUUAAUGUCAGUAGAAUAAAUAUUAAAAUUGUUGGAAAACACUGCACCCAAAGAAAAAGUACAGCAGAGUUGUUCUAUUUAAAAUGUUCCUAAUUUGGGAUGUAUAUGUCCUUGAGGCACAUAACAAGCUGAACAUGAACAGUGAGGAUAAAUUGCAGUUGAAAAGGAUUAUUCUGCUAAUGAGGGUAUGAGGGUAUUUUGAGUGCACUGGGACCUUGUGUUUACUUGUGCUUUAUUAUACAAAUGUAGCUAGAUAUAACAUGAGAUUCACCGUAGAGAACUCACUGCCAAGGGCUGAUUGUCAUAUAUCCCACAAUGGUAACAGCACAGAGUUUUGGCAAAAAUGAUCCCCUGAUCUAAAAAAGCAAGGGUGAUAUGUUCACAAUUGCAUGGUAAAAGAAAACAAUCAUUAACAUGUAAGAUUAACAAAAAAAAGUUUUCGUCCAAACUGCCAUUUUGUAGGAUAGCAGCCAUACGUAGACUCAAGACAGUUGAAUAAAUAGACAACCCAUUGCACUAAAUGUACACGAUCGUACAUGCACAAUUGUGAAUGCCUUGAGUUCUUCAAGACACGUUCUGAUGCAGCCUUGCUAGAGAUUUAAUGAAGAACAAGGUGAGUAUUUAGCAAGAGCACAAAGACCAAAACCUUCCAAAUGACAAGAUUGUGAACAGUGCAGUUGUGAACAUAGGUGCUUUGAGCUUUGAAGACCCUCCCCUUACAUUUCACCCCCUCCGUCUCACACUGAUCUAACUCCAAAUUUGACAUCUGACCCAUUAUCUAUGAGUGUGCCAUCUCUCAUUAAUGAUUGCCAAAUAUUUUGUAUGGCCUGAGUUUACACAUUACACCAUCAAAUCUCUGUUAUAGAUAUGAAUAUAUGUAAAUAAAAGUACUUAUAAUGUAACUAAUACGAUAGCUCUUCAAACCUUUUGACCCCUGGAAAUAUACUAUAUUGCAGUCAGUCUUUGUAGGUUUUCAGCCAUCGAUCAUGUAAAACAAGAUUAACUGGACUUAUUAUGGUAAUGAAGAUUUUUCACAACUCAUCUGAGAACCUGUCUUUAAGAGUCCAGGUGCUCUUGUUUUAAAACUGCAAGAAACGAUUGCUUCAGAAGCCGAUAUGGCCAGCAAGUCAGAAAGCAAAAUUUGAUUUAAGAUUCCCUCUUAAAAGCACAUUGAUAGUAUAUAAAUGCACAUUAACUGUACAAAUAUAAAAUCUAAACAUCAGCAGUCCUAUUCUCUGUAUGUUUUCCUGUAUCACCCAUGAAAUUUAAGAACGAUGUCAAGAUAACUGUUGUAUUUGUUCAACAUGGAAUGCUGUUAAAGCGCUAACCUGUCUCAGUGACUCAGUUCAGGCUCCGUCCAAGUCAAAAUUGUCUCUCUCGUAGAUACAUAUCUUAGCUUAUGUUACAGGGUUUUUUGUAUAAUUAACUUGUUGCCUGAGCAACAGUCAAUCGUGAGUGCAAAAAGUUAACAAAGCAAUAAGUGUUUGGGUAUUUGUCUCUUAUUCUCUUCUUUGAAGCUAUUGGGAAUUGGAGCACAUUACUAUAUGCUGGCCUUGUCCACUAAAAUGCUGAGUGUUGGCUUAAUAAUGACACAGGACAUAACAGCUAACAUUCGUGUGUACUUUCUAAAACAACCCUAAGUCUUGAAGCUUUUGUCAAUAAGAUUGCAUUGCCAUUAAUUAAAUGUAACAAAGAAUCUAUCACCUUUGUCACUGUACUGUGCUGUAGAAACUGUAGUUGAUUGUAAGUAUAGAAACUUUGUGGAACCCUGAAUAUAAAAAAAAGUUAUAAAAAAAAGUGUAAAUGAAAAAUGCUGUAUGUUGUCUUUGAUUUUGUGUAUUUUGUAAAUGAGAAUGAAAUAUAAGUAAAUACAUCAAUGUUAAAUACCGGUUAUGAAUCAUAGUUAGCCUAAAUGUGACAACAUCAGUUCUGUUUAAAGGUGUGUGAGAUUUUUUCUUAUAUUUUCUCAUUGUUGAUUUUUGAUUGGGUUUGCACUAUGCUGUGCAACUGACCCUUUGGAAUCACAAUGGAUAACAAAGAACCAUGAAGAAUAAACAAGUGGAAAAAUUA